AUGAAGGAAACUGCUACAGCUGCUACUCCAACCAGAACAUCUUUCCAGAAGCAGGGCUCGAGCGCUGUUCAAUCAACACAACGCUCCAUCCACAGCUUCUUCUCCAAAUCACCUGCAGUUGGCACUCCAACGCGAUCCAAUGGCUCAAAAAAACCAGCGUUUAGGAAUCCAGCCGUUAAAAAUACCACACCUAUCUGCAGUAGUGAUGCCAUAGAACCACCAAGUUCGCCCGGAACUCAUCUUGGAGAUAUUUCGGAGGAAGCUGAUGAAGAUGAUUUUGGGUCCACUGUUUCAACGGCCAAAGCCAUAAAGCAGUCUGAUUGCCUGGUACUUCCGAGCAGUCCAACACGAAAGGCCAAAAAAGCAGUCAAAUAUGCAGAGUCUGACUCUAGCUGCGAAGAAAGUACUCCAAAAUUAAUGGCCACCAGUGUAAAGAAGCGAAGAGUUUCAAGGCUGAAGAUUGCAGAGGAUAGCGAUGAUGACACUGAGUUUAUUGACAAUAGACAUCAGGUUUCCUCAGGAGAGGAUGAUGAGAAGGAAGACAAAUUCAUUGCUGAAGAUGAUUCAGAUGUCCCAAUAAGCGCAGUCAGGAAGCGAAAACGACCUCUUACCACAACAUCCCCUCGCAAACGAUCCAACAAGUCCAAGCUGUCUUCUUGUAGCGGUGAAACUCUUGACGAAGAAAUAGAUCUUCCAGAAGCAUCGACAGCGCAGAAGUGGAAAUACGACCCAAGUAGUGUUGACACUUUCAGCCACAAAAGUUCAAAUACUUCAAAAGAUCUCAACUCCAAGAAGAAACCUACGGAGAAGAAAGCCCACAAGACUGAGCCCGAAAAUAGAUAUCCGUGGCUAGCUCAGCUCCGUGACGCGGAUGAGAUCCCAAUAGGACAUCCUAACUAUGACCCGAGAACUUUAUUCAUUCCGCAGUAUGCCUGGAACAAGUUUACUGCGUUUGAACAUCAGUACUGGUCAAUCAAGCAAAAACUUUGGGAUACUGUCGUCUUCUUUAAGAAAGGAAAGUUUUAUGAACUGUACGAGAAUGAUGCUACGAUCGGUCACCAACUCUUCAAUCUCAAGCUCACUGAUCGAGUUAAUAUGCGUAUGGUUGGGGUACCGGAAGCAUCAUUAGACCACUGGGCAAAUCAAUUCGUCGCAAAGGGCUUUAAAAUCGCAAGAGUUGAUCAAUGUGAAUCUGCUCUCGCAAAGGAGAUGCGUGAAUCAGAAGGAGGGAAAAAAACUAGCAAGCCGACAGACAAAAUCAUCAAGCGUGAGUUGGCAUGUAUCCUCACUGGAGGAACUUUAGUGGAGGGAAGUAUGCUUCAAGAUGAUAUGGCAACGUACUGUGUUUCUAUUAAGGAAGGAGCUUCAGAUGAAGUCCCGGUAUUUGGCGUCGCAAUUGUUGAUACAGCCACUGGUCAAUUUAUGAUCUCAGAGUUUGACGAUGACGCUAGUUUGACGAAAUUUGAGACUUUUGUAGCCCAAAUUCGGCCCCAGGAACUCAUUCUAGAAAAAGGCUCUAUUUCUUCCAAGGCGAUACGGGUUCUGAAGAAUAAUACUAGCCCUACAACGAUCUGGAAUUAUUUGAAACCCUCCACUGAGUUCUGGACUGCUGACAACACACGUAGAGAGCUUGACUCCGGUCAGUACUUUAGAGAAGGAAACGGGGAUCCAGUUUGGCCUGAAAUACUUCAUGAGGCAAGACAUAAAGAUCUUUUAAUGUCUGCAGUUGGUGCUCUGAUUCAGUACUUACGCACACUAAAACUUGAACACAACCUGCUCACACAAAGAAACUUUGUUUUAUACGAUCCCAUCCAGAAAGGAACUACCCUCGUACUAGAUGGGCAGACACUCAUCAAUCUUGAGGUUUUUGUCAAUAAUUUUGACGGCACUCCAACAGGCACGCUAUUUGCUCUAAUCAAUAGAUGUAUCACCCCAUUCGGAAAACGUUUGCUUCGGCAGUGGGUAUGUCAUCCUUUGGCUGAUGUUCAUAAAAUAAAUGAACGCCUUGAUUCUGUCGACAUGAUCAACAAGGAUCGAACUUUAAGUAACCACUUUAACGAAUGUCUAUCUGGAUUACCUGAUCUAGAGAGGCUAAUAUCGCGUAUUCACGCCGGAUCAUGCCGACCAGAAGACUUUGUGAAGGUUUUAAAUGCAUUUAGUCAGAUUGAGUAUACUGCGAGUCUAUUGAGCUCCUACAAGGAGGGAACUGGCUGUAUAGCAGAGCUGCUUUCGUCACUACCGGAUAUGAGAGAGAAUCUAGAAUGGUGGAAAUCAGCUUUUGACUACUCUAAGGCCAAGGAUUGUAAAGUACUAGUACCAACGGCUGGGAUUGAAGAAGAAUUUGAUGCUAGCCAAAAGUGUGUCGCUGAUAUUGAGAAAGAAAUGGCGGCUUUACUGGUUAAGAAACGGAAAGAGCUUGGCGAUUCUUCACAAAUUUCAUACAAAAAUAUCGGUAAAGAGAUUUACCAGCUAGAAAUCCCGGCAUCAAUAAAGGUUCCCAAGGAUUGGCAAAUGAUGUCGUCUGCUGGAAAGUUCAAGCGAUACUAUUUCAGUGAGCUGAAACAGCUUAUUAGAAAGCUUCAGGAAGCACAGGAGACUCAUAACCAAAUUACCCAGCAGGUUGCUCGGAAAUUUUAUGCCCGUUUCGAUGACGACUAUGAUAUGUGGCAAAAGGUGAUUAAAGUCGUUGCACGGCUUGAUUGCCUGAUAAGUCUUGCCGCUGCUUCGGCUGCCUUGGGCGAGCCGAGCUGUCGACCGCAAUUCGUUGAGGCAGAGCGUAGCACCGUAAAGUUUGAAGAGCUGCGACAUCCAUGCUUACUAUCACACGUGUCUGACUAUAUUCCUAAUGAUAUUAGGUUGGGAGGAGAAUCAGCAAAUAUUACGCUACUGACGGGUGCGAAUGCUGCUGGAAAAUCAACAGUCCUUCGAAUGACCUGUAUAGCUGUUAUAAUGGCUCAAAUUGGCUGUUAUGUUCCCGCCAUAUCAGCCCAACUAACACCCGUCGACCGCAUCAUGUCUCGCCUCGGAGCGAAUGACAAUAUUUUCGCUGCCCAAUCAACGUUCUUCGUUGAGCUGAUGGAAACCAAAAAAAUUCUGGCCGAAGCGACACCGCGCUCCUUAGUUAUUCUUGAUGAACUUGGACGAGGAACCUCCUCGUAUGAUGGAGUUGCAGUAGCCCAUAGCGUCCUGCACCACAUUGCUUCACAUAUUGGCUGUGUUGGGUUCUUCGCUACCCACUACCACAGUCUUGCUAGCGAAUUUGCUGCACACCCGGAGAUAGCACCCAUGCGUAUGCAGAUUCACGUAGACGAGGCGCAGCGUCGCAUCACAUUUUUGUACAAACUCGAGGCUGGUGUGGCUCACGGCAGCUUUGGAAUGCACUGUGCCGCUAUGUGUGGAAUUCCCAGCAAGGUUAUUGAUAGAGCCGAAGAAGCAGCACGAAAGUGGGAACAUACUGGUCGGCACAAGGCCCCGUCAGAGGCGGCUCAUGCAGCACAUAGCGUCCUGCCACUGGGUCUGCAGAGUGAUGUUUCCUGGGCACUCAAGGAGACAUGUGAGGCAGGGGUAAUCAGUGAAAGAGGCUUGCGUGUAUUAUUAAAAGCAAUUGAAGCUCUCUAG
This is a messenger RNA of Blumeria graminis f. sp. triticale, 3618 nucleotides long. NCBI's taxonomy places the organism in Eukaryota, Fungi, Ascomycota, Leotiomycetes, Helotiales, Erysiphaceae. The record is from the annotation of a GenBank genome assembly.